GCAGGCACUGAGUAAUAUUAUAAUGCAGUGAAAAUGGCUACCAGCGCCAGUGGUGUCGGUCCAGUUUCCAGCCUCACGGCCGGACGAGGCUCUGAAGCGAGUCCCCAACAGAUACAGAAGCUGUUGGAUGAAAAUGCUCAAAUCAUUAAGGCUCUUAUUGAAUCACAAAACUUGAAAGGAAAGUCUAUGGACAUCAUACAGUAUCAACAGAUCCUUCAUCGUAAUCUUGUCUUCUUGGCUGGUCUGGCAGAUCCACGUGUUGACAUUCACCAAAUAUUACCAUCCCCAGGUAGCAGUAAUCUCUUGCAGUCUCAGAGAGCUCCACCCAAUCAGACGCUCGCGGCCCCCCAGAACAUGACCCCGCCUCCUUCCAGUACAUCUCCUGUCCCGCCCACCAGUGGAAUGACCCGCAUGCCAUCGACCGGAGUACCAUCGUCCCAGUGGGGUAAUACCCCACCGCCUCCGUCGUCUGGGACUCAGUGGGGCACGCCUCCCUCAUCCGCUGCCUCACAGUAUAACAUGAAGGGAUACGCCCCUGGACCCUGGCUCACUGGGGGACAAGGUAAUUAUCAAAACGCUCAGCAAAGACUCAACGUUGACAGACGCCAGCAGAUGCUGCGACUCCAUCAGGAGAAACUCAUCAGAAGCCAACAAGCACGUCUACAGCAAUCAUCGCAACCAGGCAUGCCACACCCCCAGGGACCGCCCCCUGGAAUGUACCCCGGGGGUCCACCCGGAUAUAUGGGCGGGGCUGGAGGGGCUCAGACCACACCCCCUAUGGGAUAUAAUCAAGGACCACCUCAGGGACUUCCACCACCAAUGGAUAUGCAGUGAGAGAAUGUGAAGAUAAUUUUUGAUCAAAUUCGUCAGACUUUCAAGAAUUCAUUAAUUAAUGUUAUUUAAUUAUUAUUAUGUUGAUUUUUUAGAAUUAAUUUAUGAUUUUUCUUAAAAGAUAUCAACAAUAAUUA
Messenger RNA from Amphimedon queenslandica, 968 nucleotides. RefSeq names its product calcium-responsive transactivator-like. The record is from RefSeq and is a predicted model, not a curated record. NCBI's taxonomy places the organism in Eukaryota, Metazoa, Porifera, Demospongiae, Haplosclerida, Niphatidae. The transcript is spliced from 6 exons. The coding region runs from base 34 to 834 and encodes 266 amino acids.